AUGUCCGGUAACCCACAGUACCACAUAACCCAUCGAAUGGUCCCCUUGAUCUGUCAGGCUCUGAUCGCAGCAUCUGACGAUGAAACAGUAUGGCUUGAGGGUCUUCGAAUGCUAUCUAAUCCGAAACUGAAACAGGCGUUAACAUUGACAUCUUCAAUCUGGUUACCACUCCUCCUAAGAGGAUUAGAGGUUUCCAAACCAUUGCCUGUCAUCGUAUCUGCUUUGAAACUUUUGGAUCACGUAUCAGAGAUAUUGGAGCCUAUGAAAAGCUGUUUGGUGAAACCCCUUCGAGCAUUGGGUAAAGAGAAGCAAUAUGAGGAGCUGGAAGAGCUCAUUUGGGUAAUUGAAAAGUUGGAUUUGACAGUUUGGAACAGCGAGAAGAGCCUUAUAGGGAGACCCAGGAAUCUUAGGACCGCUCCGAACUCACAAGCCAAUACUCCAUUACCAGCUGGAUCCAGUGUUCAACCAGUUCAGAAAGAACAACAUCCCUUACUAGCUGAGAUACUAGCUCACAACUUGCCUCCGAAAUCAAGAACCGUCCAACAAGCCUGGUCGCAGACUCUCCUAUCUUCAGCUCAUGAUAAUCCCAGUAUCUGGUUACAUAAUCUGUAUCAAGCUACUUUGGAAUCUAGUAAUGUUCCGGAAUUAGUUAUUGCUUCAAAGCUUGGUCCACUCAUUCACGAAGAACUAUUCCAAACAGCUUUUAUGAAAUGUUAUGUCCAGCUUGAAAGCGAUCCAGCUUUCAAGAACGUCGUCGAUAGCACGCUAGUAUCCAUCCUGAAUGAUAUAUCAGUCAGUCAAGAGAUAACCAUUGUCUUACUUGAAUUACUCGCAUUUUUUCAUAAAGACAAACGGGAAUUCGCACCUAGCGUACACGAAGCUGCUAAAGCAUGUGCACUUAAUCAUUUUAACGGUGCGCUCAAUCAAGCGGUUCCGGGUGUGGUAUUAUGGUAUGUGGAGCAGAAUGCAGAGAACUUCCCUGUUCAGGAGAAUAUUGGUAAUCUUGUCGAAACUAAUAUAAGAGUUGGAUCAGCUGGGUACGAUGCCGCUUGGAGUACACUCUUAUGGCUAGAGAAUGAUUGGCAAGUUGAGCCGGAACCAUUAUGGAUCACUCAACUGUCUCACUGGCAACAAGCUCUCGAUGCUCAAAACAAGCUCGAUCAAGGUCAAGAGGGAACCAGCUUUUCGUCUUUCAAUACCAAGAUGAUUUGCUAUCAUGCUUUGGGAGCGUACCAGCAAGGAUACGAACUUGCUCAAACACUCUUCGAGGGAUUGAACGAUACCGAAAGGAGGAAUACUGCCCAUUGGGCUACAGCUGCCGCAUGGCAUAUGGGAGAUUUCGAAACGAUGGCAGAUUACCUUGCAUUCCACCCAAAAGGAACCAGUAAAUCACUUUACAAAGCCAUCAUUGACGUUCACAAUGGACAGUACGCCUCGGCUUUCCACCAUAUUAGCAAAGCUCAGAGUUUAUCCUAUGACGAAGUUCAAGUUCAGCUGGAUGUAGGACCACAAGUGGCACAUCGAAGUUUGGCCAAGACGGAAUUACUGGUUGAACUUCAAGAAGUGAUUCAAUACAAAUCGCAGCCGGAGAUGAGAAAUAAUAUAAUUAGUACUUGGAAAACCAGAUUCAAGAAAAGUCACGCUGAUCCCAAUACAUGGUUGAAAAGGUUGGAACUUUGGACAUUGGCUGUACCAGCUACUACCAUGCAGCUUCAGAGCUGUUUUAUCGAUUGUGCGAAACUAUGCGAGAGUGCUGGGAUGCAUCAGGCUGCUCAGAGAAUGUUGAGGAAGAUCACGCCGGAAGUCACUCCAUUAGGAUGUAAAGUGGAGUAUACCAGAUUCAGAUUCCAAUGGAAGGACGCAUAUCAGAAACAAGAUCAGAAGAGGAUGUACGAGAUCCUUCAUAAGCUUAUUAGACAUACUCGAGAUUUCCUACAACAUAUUGGGGUCGAUCAGGAGGAGUUGGAAAGACAAGGAUUGGGCUUGCAACCACUCAGCAUCAUGGCUAACCAUACUACACUCGACCAUCAGAUCCUGUCAAGAAGAUAUUACAGAAUGGCUGAAUGGACUGCUGCCUUGCAAGGAGCUAGCUGGGCCUCCGAUGAACAAUCACAGGUGCUUAAUUUCACCUCCCUUGCGUCCAAGCUGGACAACGAUUGGUACGCUGCCUGUUUCUCAUUGGCUGAACGAUCCCUCAGCAUCUUUGAGAUGAAUGAGUUCUCUAGAUCUGACUCUGUGGCAGUCAGCAGCUACAUUGUACCUGCUUUGAGAGGUUUGUUCCUUGCAGCAAGGACCAAAGAGAACCCGGAAUUCGUCAUCAAAGCUUUACUCAGACUAGUCACCCUUUGGUUCAGAUUCGGAGAAAGCACAGCAGUUUUGGUGGAAGUCGAAAACCAACUCAGCUUGACUCCGGUCGAACCUUGGUUAUCAGCCAUUCCCCAGCUCAUAGCAAGGCUCGGAACACCUCAUAAAGAUCUUCAGUAUACUUUGAUAAAUCUGCUCAAAAGCAUUUCGUCACAGUAUCCUCAUGCUGUUAUUUGGCCUUUGCUCACUGCCACUCAAACAAGUAAGAUCGAACAUCAGGAGGCAGCGAGGGUGAUUAUGAGUUUCAUCUGUACCAUGCCUGAUGGUAUCAGAUUAGUGGACCAAGCUGAAUUGGUAGGAAAAGAAUUGAUACGUACUUCUGCAAGUUUGAUGGAAAGGUGGAGAAGUAUAGUUGAGAAGAUCAUCCCUCGACAAGACCUGAUGGACACUGCAUGGCAUGAAGUUCCUACUCUUUGGGAACAUGAUAUCCAGUAUCUGAGAGCGGUAGAGACUCCAGAUGAGGAGCAAUUUGUACAGAUGUUCGGAGACCAGCUGCUCCAAAUUGACAAGUCGUUGAAAAGGUAUAAAUCAACUAGGCAGAUGAGUUUGGUCAAUUUCGCUUACCAAGAGCUCUACAAGCUAUACGGAGAUCUCGAUUCUCAGAUCAGUCAAUGGAAACAACCUGGAUCAAAGCUUCAUCUUGCAAGUACUGCACCUAGAUUGCUCUCACUGAGAGACUGCGUGCUUACGGUGCCAGGUCAAUAUGACCCACACUUGAAGCUGGAUGAUCAAGCAUUCAUUGACAGUUUCGCUCCAAUUGUCGAUAUCCUCUCUUCGAAGCAGCUACCCGGAAAGCUGGUCAUCCGAUCAUAUACGGCGGAUUAUACUUUCCUAUUGAAAGGGAACGAAGACCUACGAGGUGAUGAGAGGAUAAUGCAGCUUUUCAACUUGAUCAACACGAUGUUGAACCAUAAUUCCGAUGCGUUCAGCAGAAAUCUCCAUCUCUUACCAUAUGAAGUCAUUCCUCUUUCACCUUCAGCCGGUUUGGUCAGCUGGGUAUCGAACACUCAACAACUUCAAUCUAUGAUUCAGAUUAACCGAGCUAAGAACAAGCAAAAUGAUCUGAAUGAUAGAGAAACAGCCUCAUUACUUGGUCACGAUCUCGAGACUUUCAAUCCACGAAGGGAGAACCCAAGAUUUGAUCCACCAGCGGAAAUGGACAGGUACGACAAGUUGCCUAUUUCAAUUAAGAUACAGAGGUUGAAAGCUGCCUUGUCUCAUUCCAAGCAAAGUGAUCUAAAAGACGUGUUGUGGCAGAGAAGUCCCUCGUCCGACAUUUGGGUAAGAAGACGGACUAAUUUUGCGCGAACUGUUGGAGUAAGCAGUUUCGUCGGAUAUAUAAUUGGUCUGGGCGAUAGACACGGUAGUAACAUCUUGAUUGACCAAUUGACUUGGGGAGCAUUACAUAUCGAUUUUGGCGAUCUCUUCAACGUAGCUCAGGAAAGGUCGUUCUUACCUGAAAAAGUUCCAUUCCGACUCACAAGGAUGAUGACCAAUGCCUUUGAGCUUGCUUCUAGAGGUGGACUCGAAGUACCUGGAACCAGAGGGACAUUCAAGCAAGCUUCUCUAAUCGUCAUGAGUGUUCUGAGAGACAGCCGAAGUACAGUUCUGGCAAUGUUGGAGGCAUUCUUGUACGAUCCGUUACUCUCUUGGACUAUUGGGCCAAAUGACCCUUCGCAUGCCGAUCAUAAUACUCAAUCCUCAAGUGAGAAAGAAACUAAGACGAAUACCAAGAGACCCCACGUUCAAACCCACGUCGUACCUCAGAGUUUGGCGCCUGGCAUAGGCGGUACAGGCACAUCAGACAUCUACGAUCGUAUUGAAAAUUCCUUGAUUGCAACUUACAUGGAAACAGACUCGUUUAUGGCCAAAGUAUUUUCAAGUACCGGUAUGACCAAUUCAAAGGCUUUACAAGUCUUAUCCCAAAUUGAAAGAAAGUUGAUUGGGUAUCAUAAAGAUGCUGAUCAACCUUUGACGAUCAAUCGGCAAGUCCAAGCGUUGAUUGAGGAGGCUACCGAUCUGAAGAACCUUUCUCAAGGUUAUGUCUUAGGUUGGAUCCCACAAUGGUAA
Molecule: messenger RNA, 4434 nt
Organism: Kwoniella botswanensis
Lineage: Eukaryota; Fungi; Basidiomycota; Tremellomycetes; Tremellales; Cryptococcaceae
Exons: 28
Coding region: 1-4434 (1477 amino acids)
Biological process (GO): regulation of DNA-templated transcription; DNA repair
Cellular component (GO): SAGA complex; NuA4 histone acetyltransferase complex; nucleus
Molecular function (GO): protein-containing complex binding; protein binding
Source: RefSeq, a predicted model, not a curated record